CUGCUUGCUCUCGAACAAAAGCACAAAUCAUACGUUUAGCGGCAUAUAUGUUAAAUAUAAGUUAAUACCCGGAAAAAUACGACCGCACGAUGACUCGCAAUGUACGUGUCUUGCAAGCUUUGACAAUUGUGGCUCUAGUGUCAGCCAUAUUUUAUGUUUCUCACAACUUUGUGCGUUAUAUUUUAAGAGAGGAUGGAGGGUACUCACAUUGGACAGUAUUCUCUAGGUGCACUAAGUCCUGUGGAACAGGGGUGCGUUUCAGAACACGGUCAUGCAACAAUCCUGAACCGCAGUUUGGGGGUAAAAACUGCUCUGUUCUUGGAGAAGACAAGCAAACUUUCAUGUGUAACAUGAACCCUUGUCCAGUUGAUGGUGCCUAUGGCCCCUGGUCAGAUUUUGGUGAAUGUUCAGUGACAUGUGGGGAAGGUGUUCAGCAACGGAGACGCCAGUGUGAUAACCCAGAGCCCAAAUUUGGUGGGUUAAGUUGUGAAAAAUUGGAACUUGGAUCAGAUGUUGAGUCAAGGGUGUGUAACAAGGGGACAUGUCCAGUAAAUGGAGGUUAUGGGAAAUGGAGUGACUUUGGUGAAUGCUCAGUGACUUGUGGGGGUGGCAUGCGGGAGAGGAAUCGUCAGUGUAACAGUCCUGAACCACAGUUUGGUGGGAAAACAUGUGAGGAGCAAGAUCUGGGGCCAAGUGUGGAAACAGAGGCAUGUAAUGAACAAUCUUGUCCAGUGGAUGGCAGUUAUUCAGAAUGGACCGAAUUUGGUAAAUGUACGGUAACAUGCGGAGGAGGUGUUCGCCAAAGGACACGUGAAUGUACCAACCCUGCGCCAGAUAACGGAGGUCAGAGCUGUGAGAGACUGGGUCCGGCGAUGGAGUCUGAGCAGUGUAAUGUUGAACCGUGUCCCACAAAGGCCGCGGAGAAUCAAGGGAAAGUUAGUGACAACGGUGACGAGAAAAACAAAGACGACAGAAAGGAAAAAAGAGAUGCAGAAGAGAGUGAAAAACCGCAAGAGAUAAAGGAAGGGAUCAUAGAAAAUGAUGAAAAUAAGAGAGAUCAAGAGGAAGAUGGAAAUAAAGAAAAAAAAGAAGAGGAAAAUGGAGAAGAUGCGAAAGAAAAGUCGCGGUGAUUUCAGCAGCUGCAAAAGAAAAGUAACAGCAAUAGCGUGAUAAAUUGCACUAAUUUGUUUCUUGUAAGUAACUUUGCUAAAUUGUAAGGAACCCCAUUUAGGUUCUCUUCCUUGGAUGUUUUAUAUCUACGCGGUUUUCUUUAAUUUUGUUUAUUUCUCCUUGUUAAAGGUUUUUUACGCGGGUCACGGAAACUUCUGUUUCUGUAAACAUACAAAAUUAUUCUAUUAUUUUAACUGUUACUUCAGAUAUAUGAAAGAUGUCUCAACUGAUGGUUCUAGAGAAUUUGGUGAUGUAUCAAGACAAUGUCCCAAAGCUUAGAGAGUUCUUAACUCUCACUGCGUUUCGGUUCAUAAUGUAUUCUUUAAGGUGAAGAGAGCCUUUGUUUUAGAAGGAAAGCAAAGCCCUAGUUAUACAGCGUAAUAGUUAGAAAUUAAUAACGCGGGUCUCAAUAGAGGGUCUAAAGUAAUCCAGUAAUGCAUUAGUUUUGCUUGUGGACAGUCUUUGAUUGGUCCAUAAAACUCACGCAACCCUUUGGUCCAAUGAGAUACAAAAUUAAUGCAAAUCGCGACUUUGUCACGUGCGUUUUCCCGCGCUUUAGGUAGUUUGCAUGUCUUUGCCGUUAGUGGUUGACGAUGAUGUUACCCUUUGUAGUGAUUGGCCGUUGUCUUUACUCUGGGUUUAGAAUUAGAAAACGAGUUGACUGAAGGUAAACAAGUCAGGUCAGCGGCAAUUACACCCAGUUCACACCAACUCCACUUAAUUGUUUUAGUUUUCACCUUUAUCACUAGGACAGUCAUAUCUGCAUGCACUGAAUUAUCUACAAACUUUCGGAAAAGGUUAAUAAAAUAAUGCAUUUUAUUCAGUUAA
Messenger RNA from Pocillopora verrucosa, 1998 nucleotides. RefSeq names its product coadhesin. The record is from RefSeq and is a predicted model, not a curated record. NCBI's taxonomy places the organism in Eukaryota, Metazoa, Cnidaria, Anthozoa, Scleractinia, Pocilloporidae.